Loxodonta africana (African savanna elephant) is the source of this 1629-nucleotide messenger RNA. It is a transcript of the gene HCRTR2, whose product is annotated as hypocretin receptor 2. The transcript is spliced from 8 exons. Gene Ontology annotation, cellular component: membrane. Gene Ontology annotation, biological process: circadian sleep/wake cycle process; G protein-coupled receptor signaling pathway; feeding behavior. Bases 1 to 1374 code for a protein of 457 amino acids. NCBI's taxonomy places the organism in Eukaryota, Metazoa, Chordata, Mammalia, Proboscidea, Elephantidae. Gene Ontology annotation, molecular function: orexin receptor activity. The record is from RefSeq and is a predicted model, not a curated record.
AUGUCCGGCACCAAAUUGGAGGAAUCCCCCCCUUGUCGCAACUGGUCAGCUGCGUCGGAGCUGAAUGAAACUCAAGAGCCUUUUUUAAAUCCCACUGACUAUGACGACGAGGAAUUCCUGCGGUACCUGUGGAGGGAAUACCUACACCCGAAAGAAUAUGAGUGGGUCCUGAUCGCAGGGUACAUCAUCGUGUUCGUCGUGGCUCUCAUUGGGAACGUCCUGGUUUGUGUGGCAGUGUGGAAGAAUCAUCACAUGAGGACAGUAACCAACUACUUCAUAGUCAACCUUUCUCUGGCUGAUGUGCUCGUGACUAUCACCUGCCUUCCAGCCACAUUGGUCGUGGAUAUCACUGAGACCUGGUUCUUUGGACAGUCCCUCUGCAAAGUGAUUCCUUAUUUACAGACGGUGUCAGUCUCUGUGUCUGUCCUUACCCUGAGCUGCAUAGCCUUGGAUCGAUGGUAUGCCAUCUGUCACCCUUUGAUGUUUAAGAGCACAGCCAAGAGGGCCAGGAACAGCAUUGUCAUCAUCUGGGUCGUCUCCUGCAUUAUAAUGAUUCCUCAGGCCAUCGUCAUGGAGUGCAGCACCAUGCUCCCCGGCUUAGCCAAUAAAACCACUCUCUUUACAGUGUGUGAUGAGCGCUGGGGCGGUGAAAUUUACCCCAAGAUGUACCACAUCUGUUUCUUUCUGGUGACAUAUAUGGCACCACUGUGUCUUAUGGUUUUGGCCUAUCUGCAAAUAUUUCGUAAACUGUGGUGCCGACAGAUUCCUGGAACGUCAUCUGUAGUUCAGAGAAAAUGGAAGCCCCUGCAGCCUGUUUCACAGCCUCGAGGGUCAGGACAGCAGACCAAGUCUCGAAUUAGUGCUGUGGCCGCUGAGAUAAAGCAGAUCCGAGCCAGACGGAAAACAGCCCGAAUGCUGAUGGUUGUGCUUUUGGUGUUUGCAAUUUGCUAUCUACCAAUUAGCAUCCUCAAUGUGCUGAAGAGAGUAUUUGGGAUGUUUACCCACACUGAAGACAGGGAGACUGUAUAUGCCUGGUUUACAUUUUCACACUGGCUUGUAUAUGCCAAUAGUGCUGCGAACCCAAUUAUUUACAAUUUUCUCAGCGGAAAAUUUCGAGAGGAAUUUAAAGCCGCAUUUUCUUGCUGUUGCCUUGGAGUUCACCAUCGCCAGGAGGAGCGGCUCACCAGGGGACGAACAAGCACAGAGAGCCGGAAGUCCCUGACCACCCAGAUCAGCAAUUUUGAUAAUGUCUCAAAACUCUCAGAACAAGUUGUGCUCACCAGCAUAAGCACCCUCCCAGCAGCCAAUGGAGCAGGGCCACUUCACAACUGGUAUCUACAGCAGGGGACGUCAUCAUCACUACUGUCCACCUGAUUGGAGGUCUGAAAGAAGAGACUGAAUAUCAAUGUUGAAUCUCAUGUGUCAUCUCACUUGAAGAGAUAAUCAUAUGCAAAUCUGUUGCCACUGGUUUAUAAGUGCAAUGUAAAAGAAGACUAGUUACAAAGCCUUUGUGUGCUUUACAGUUACCAGAUGACUUGAGUAUUGAACUAAAAAUUUCAAAUUCUCAAUUUUAUUUAUACUUACUAAAGUCUAAGUUUUGUGGAAGAGACAGUUUCUAAGAAUGAUCAU